CAACCAUGAAGAGAUACUCCAAGAGCGUGGUGGUGCUGGCAGCCGUGUGGCUGGUGGUGGGGUCUACCGCCUCGCCGGUGCGGCGCUCUCCAGACCUGGAGGCUAGACGGAGGAGCGCCAUCGACCGCAGUAUGAUCAGGUUCGGCCGAUCGUACCCCCCAGAGCCAUCGGCAGCUGACAUCAGAGACACCCUCCCCCGCCCCUCGCGAAGAGGCAACAGCUUCCUCCGCUUCGGAAGAUCGCAGCCUCUCGCUCUAACAGCCGACGACCUGUUCACCCUCCUCAGAAACUACGACGAAGACUAUGACACCCCUGACAAGCGCUCCUCCAGCUUCCUCCGCUUCGGAAGAGGCCCCAGCUUCAUCAGGCUAGGCAGGUCUGCAGAAGACGACAAGGCCACCUACGAACAGACCUCUGAUUUGGUCGUCAGCGGAUACCCUCAGAGGAAAAGCAGAGCGCGUGACCACUUUAUCAGACUCGGCCGUGACAAUGAGGAGCUGGAUAAGGGUGAAAUGGAAGAAGAAGAAAGAAGGAAGCGCUCCGCAGAUGCGUACUGCCACGACUGUCAAGCGUAAUGUGAUUUUAUCUAUGGUCAGAAUUCCUGAGCAUUUUACUAGGAUCUAGUUCUGAUGAAGUGCUUGGAUUUCUAAGGCUGUUUUCCAUCUGUUCGACUUUUAUGGAUACAGCGUUGUCUAUGGAAAAUAACUUUUCGUAUUCUUAUACUCAUCUUCCUUUAAUCUGGGCUCAAAUCUGUUGCUUUUUGUAAAUCUAUUUUCCAUAGACGACCAAAUUCUUCCUCCCACAGUUUUCUAACGGCUAACGAUUCUAAAAUGAGGCUAAGUUUGUGGUGCAUUGAUAAAUGUAUAUGAAUUUUAAUCAUACGUACUAUAAAGUAUAUUUAAUUAUGUAUUUACUAUAAUAGAUGGAAAUGUUAAUUAUCUAAGAAUAUUUUUCUUCAGAGAUUCAAAAUAGAGUUAUUUCUAUUUUAAAGCAAAAUACGCUUAG
This is a messenger RNA of Ostrinia nubilalis (European corn borer), 1005 nucleotides long. RefSeq names its product FMRFamide-related peptides-like (gene Fa). The coding region runs from base 6 to 575 and encodes 189 amino acids. The transcript has 2 exons. The record is from RefSeq and is a predicted model, not a curated record. Lineage: Eukaryota; Metazoa; Arthropoda; Insecta; Lepidoptera; Crambidae.